AUGUUCGAAAUACAAACCAUUUUAUAUGCAUUUGUGUUUUUUUCUAGUAAGUUUAGUUUGAGGUCUUUGUCUUUUAGCACAUACAAGCUUGCAGAUAUUAUCGAAUCAUGUGCAAAAAUGAGAUCACAAAACAGAAUUACUGAAACUCCUAGCCAAAUCGAACCACCAACAUCGGACACAUCAAAAGAAUCAAAUCGAAAUCAAAAUUCGGUUCAAUCAAUAAGGCAAGUGGAAACAGCUCCAGUUCCACUAACUCCUCGUAAAAGUGAAACUGUUGUUGAGAUUGAAACUGCAAAAGAGAGCCCCAAAGAAAGUCCAAAACCAAACAAAAAAGAGGUGUCAAAAGGAAGAGCAAUCAAAGUUGUGAAAACUCCCCAGAAAAAGGAUGAAUCGGAAAAACCUGUUCCAAAAAAGGGAUAUAAUGCGGAAUUGAUUGCUGCUCAGGAGAGAAUGUUAUCCGAAAUUUUUAAUAGUAAAGAAUCAGAUAAAAAUCGAAAGAAACCUCCGAAUAGACCAACGACUCGACUUGAAGUUAAUCAAACUCAAAGUUUUGAGGCAUUGAGUUUGCACAAAAAAAGAAAUGCGCAGAAAACGAAGACGAUUGGUUGA
Messenger RNA from Caenorhabditis angaria, 609 nucleotides. Lineage: Eukaryota; Metazoa; Nematoda; Chromadorea; Rhabditida; Rhabditidae. The record is from the annotation of a GenBank genome assembly.